This is a messenger RNA of Dimorphilus gyrociliatus, 1680 nucleotides long. NCBI's taxonomy places the organism in Eukaryota, Metazoa, Annelida, Polychaeta, Dinophilidae. The record is from the annotation of a GenBank genome assembly.
AUUACUUCCGGUCUAUUUUAACCGGUAAUCUUUUGGAAAAAAACUUCUACUAAUUAUACUAGAAUUUUGGUCGGCUUUAAAGAAUUGACUGAUUAAAGAACUUAUUUAUUAUUAAGUGAAAAUUUAGUAUAAAUUAGCAAAUAAGUAAACUUUGUGAUCUAUUGUAAGACGUAAAGAAGUCUACUUUUCGUGCAGAACGCUUUAAUCGUAAUCAUGCAAGACCGUAAAACUGUUUCAAUAUGUUCACUUAAGCAAUUUCCUCCUCCGGCCGGUGAAGACUAUGUUACGAUUUACGAAAAGGGUGGAAGUCUAUUCCAUGAGCCACUAGCAGAGGCAAUUAAUUAUGGCAAAAGUCUACGUUUUCCUCAAGUUAAUAUCAGUCAAGAAUUAUCAAGACCAUCAAUGUCUAGAGAAAGUGCUAAAAGCGCCUUUCUAGACUGUGGAGGCAAACCUUCCCUGACGCAAAUAUGGCAAGAAGAUGGCCUUCAUGGAAUCAUUAGUUCAGUUCUUGAAGAUCAUCCGGAAAAUUCCAAAUUGAAAUCUUAUAUUAAAAAAUCUAUAGAAUGUCUUUUAUCCUACAUCUCAAAUUCGCCGAUAGCAAAUGAUCGACUUUUGUCUAAAAUAUCUACAAAUAACAAUUGGAAAAGUGGCAGUGUUAGAUGUUUAGAUUGGCAUACUUUCGCUGACAAACUUGCUAUAUGUUUUAAAGAUGAUACUAUUAAAAUAUAUUCCUGUCAGACAAAAGUUAUAUCUGUUACUCCUCUACUUAAACAUAAUAAGCAAGUAAAUGUUUGUAAGAUUGCUUGGCGUCCAUACAUCGCUUCCGUGCUUGCUGUUGGAUGCGAAAAUGGUAUCCUUAUUUGGAAAAUAGAUCCAACAAGUCUUGCCUCCAGACCAACGAACAUGGAACUCCUCGAAGGUCAUAAACCCAUUUGCGACAUCGUUUGGCAUCCAUAUGGAAAUUUACUUGCUUCAGCGUCACCAAUUGAUAAUUCUGUAAUGGUAUGGGACGUUGAAUUAGGACGUCGAGAGCCUCUUAAAAGAUUUGGCGGUGGGGUAUCGCUGUUAAGGUGGUCAGACGAUGGAUCAAGACUCCUAUCAUCUUAUACUUCAAGCCUCUUCAGAGUUUGGGAUACGCAAACAUGGCAAUACGAAAAAUGGAGUUUAUCAGGAAGAGGAAGUAUGACUGCAGCCUGCUGGAAUAAAAAUCGUUUAAUUUUUGCUAAUGAUUCUCAACCGUAUUUACAUUGCAUUGUGUUUCAUAAUGCUGAGAAUUGUACUAGCGAAAUAGGAAGUAUGCAAUGUAUAGACGUUACUACUUGUACAACAAAUACAAUGUCUGGUGAAGAAGUUCGAGUUGGUGGUAUAGUUAGAGAUAUAAAAUGGACAAGUGAAAGAUUAGCAGUACUUUUUAGAGAGACUUCCUUUGUAGCCCUCUUUUCUACUUCAACUAGACCAUCAUUUAGUGUUCUUCCAAUUGGUUUCGUUAGAGGACCAAAUAAUUCAAUUCCUAUGUUGAUUGAUUUAAAGUCAAAUAGCGGAAAAGGAAUUAUUUUAACAAUGAUAUGGAGUGAAGACACAUUGACUUACAUACCUCUUUGUACAUCCACUGAAGAAAAUACAAUUUACGAAUCGUUUACCGAAUUUGAACCGUCUGCAAUUUAUUCAACAGUUAUGUAA